Geodia barretti is the source of this 832-nucleotide messenger RNA. NCBI's taxonomy places the organism in Eukaryota, Metazoa, Porifera, Demospongiae, Tetractinellida, Geodiidae. The record is from the annotation of a GenBank genome assembly.
ACAGUCGAGUCUUCAACUCAGAAUGAGUCAGUGGUUUUGGUGGGUGAAGCUAAGGUUUUGGCUCCUGGGGAAGCUGAAGGCUCUUCUUCAGCGGAUUCCGUGCGCCAGAGAGAGCUUUCUUAUCCUGAGCGCGGGUCGCUCUGGCUCGACGCUGCUUAUGCAGUAUCUUCGCUGUCACCCGGAGAUCACAUGCUCUCUCACGGAGCCGCUAAAUGGUAAAACUCUCCGUUUGCAUGGUUUACCGGGCUCUAACGUCUCCCCGGCAACCCUGAUCAACUACCUAAUGGCACAGCUACUCUCCUGGCGAAGGCGCGCGGGCUGCAAGAUAUUCUGCCAACAGUUGGAAUUUUAUCGCAUUUCCUUUUCGGAUCUCUCGACCGCGCUCCGCGACCCGCCCGUCAUCGUCCUGUUCAGAGAAGACGCGCUUGCAACGUACGUUUCACUCCAACUGGCCUUCAAGACGGACGUGUGGUUCUCGCAAGACGAGAAGAGAGAAUGCACGACCAUUGAAGUUGAUCCGGAGGAUUAUCGGGGACACGCGGAGUGGCAGCGUGAGCGUUGGAGAAACACUCUUUCGGCGUUUGUUGGUCGCGCCAAUAAGAGAGUCCACUUUAUCUCCUAUGAGGAAUUGAUAACCGACAAAGAAAAGACGCUAGAAGGUGUAUUCUCCUUUCUCGGUCUGCCUCCCUGCAAGACCGUGGCCUUCUCGAAGAGACAGAACCCGUUCGGCUUGCGCGAGACGAUAUCAAACUACGAAGACAUAGGGGAGAAGCUGAACUCUUUUAGCUGUAAUGUGUUAACUAAGGAAUGGAUGAAACGCUGCAUUGAGUAA